Pelmatolapia mariae (spotted tilapia) is the source of this 4075-nucleotide messenger RNA. RefSeq names its product SKI2 subunit of superkiller complex (gene skic2). NCBI's taxonomy places the organism in Eukaryota, Metazoa, Chordata, Actinopteri, Cichliformes, Cichlidae. Gene Ontology annotation, cellular component: Ski complex. Gene Ontology annotation, molecular function: ATP binding; RNA helicase activity; RNA binding. The record is from RefSeq and is a predicted model, not a curated record. Gene Ontology annotation, biological process: nuclear-transcribed mRNA catabolic process, 3'-5' exonucleolytic nonsense-mediated decay. The transcript is spliced from 29 exons. Bases 83 to 3817 code for a protein of 1244 amino acids.
CUUGUCAAUUUUGGCAACUUCCGUGGCCACUGCAGCAACUACUUUGUGGCAACUUUUAGCUUUCGUUAACGACUGUGGGGGCAUGGAUAGACUAAAUGUGCCCCCUCCGGGCCCCAUGGAUCUGCCCAUGUCCCUGCUGGAGAUGGGAUGCUCUGGCAGGUUUGAGCUUAUCACACACCCCGUGCCCGGCCAGCCUUUACCUCCACAUAGCACGCUCCCUCACGGGCUUCCUCCCACAAACCUGAACCUGGAGACAGAAGUAGAGAAACAGUUUUUAAGAGACCCUGCAUGGCUUCCUAUACACGACAAAGACUUUGCCUUCCAGAAGUUUCUCAAGGUGACCCAGAGGAAGGUUGACGUUGACUCUCUGCUCAACUGUUGUCCAUCUCCGCUUCACUCGGGACUGUCUGUUGUCAGAGAUCCAACCACAGGAAUGCUGCUGGACUUCACUGAGGUGUUACUGGAGAACACCGGUCUGUCUGCAAAGAACUCGCUGUCAUUGCAGCGCCAGCCUGGGCCUCCUUCUGAAAGCCUUCGAGGAAGCAACACCAACUACCCAUUCCUCCCCGGAGGAAUGGAGGAACUGACGCUUGAACAAAUCAAGAAGAAAUCUGAGCUGGAGGAGGAAAUCGACUUUGAGAGUGAUUUACUGAAGGUGGCCCCUGGACUGAAAGCUGGGAUGGACUUUACUGACAAAGAUGCCAAAAUAGCGAAGCCAGAGGUCAACCUCAUGUCGCUCCUGUCUACCGUGGAAGGCAUUAGUGGUUUGCAGCUUGAGGCGGAGGAGAAGGAGAAAGACAAAGAAAGUGAAGAUGCCCCCAAACUACCAAGAACAAACAGUCUUGAAGACCUGGGCAUCAAGGAUGCUGCGUCAUCCUCGUCUCCUCCAGAGAAAGGAAAAGAAGAGAAAUCAAAGCUAAAAGAGAACACAGAGGAAAACAAGAAAUGGGCCAUUCCUGUGAAUAUAACAUCACCCUGCGAUGACUUUUACAAACGGAUCCCAAACCCAGCUUUCAAGUGGCCUUUUGAGCUCGAUGUUUUCCAGAAGCAGGCCGUGCUGAGGCUGGAAGCUCACGACUCCGUGUUUGUGGCCGCGCACACGUCUGCUGGAAAAACAGUGGUGGCCGAGUACGCCAUCGCUCUCUCACAGAAACACAUGACGAGGACCAUCUACACAUCUCCUAUCAAGGCUCUGUCCAAUCAGAAGUUCAGAGACUUUAAAAACACAUUUGGGGACGUUGGACUUCUUACGGGUGACGUCCAGCUCAGUCCUGAGUCGUCCUGCCUCAUCAUGACCACUGAGAUCCUCAGGUCUAUGCUUUACAACGGUUCAGAGGUCAUCAGGGACUUGGAGUGGGUGAUCUUCGAUGAGGUUCACUACAUCAACGACGCUGAGAGAGGGGUUGUGUGGGAGGAGGUUCUGAUUAUGCUUCCCGAUCACGUCAGUAUCAUUCUCCUCAGCGCCACAGUGCCAAACGCUCUGGAGUUCAGUGAGUGGAUCGGUCGUAUUAAGAAGAGGCACAUUUACGUGAUCAGCACACUAAAGAGACCCGUGCCCUUGGAGCAUUAUCUGUACACUGGGAACAGCACCAAGACUCAGAAAGAGAUGUUCCUGCUGGUGGAUGCUACAGGAAACUUCCUCACUAAAGGAUACUACACAGCCGUCGAUGCUAAGAAGGAGCGCACCAGCAAACAUGCUCAGUCAUUUGGCACAAAAAACACCUCUCAAAACACCACCGCUAGUCAGGACCGAUCAGUGUGGCUCACCCUCCUGCACUUCCUGUCCCAGCGGCAGCAGACCCCGGUGGUUGCGUUCACCUUCUCUCGAACGCGCUGUGACGAGAACGCCCGCUCGCUAGACUCCAUGGACCUAACCACCUCCAUAGAGAAGGCGGAAAUUCACUCUUUCUUCCAGAAAAGUCUCACUCGCCUCCGAGGAGGAGACCGGCAGCUGCCUCAGAUCUUGGUCAUGAGAGACCUGUUGAAGAGAGGAAUCGCAGUCCAUCACAGCGGGAUCCUGCCAAUCCUGAAGGAGGUCAUUGAGAUGCUUUUUUCCAGAGGUCUCGUAAAGGUGCUGUUUGCCACCGAGACCUUUGCGAUGGGAGUGAACAUGCCCGCCAGGACCGUGGUGUUUGACAGCAUCAGGAAACAUGAUGGAACCGGCUUCAGAAAUCUGCUGCCAGGUGAAUAUAUUCAGAUGGCGGGCAGAGCGGGCCGGAGAGGUUUGGACGCCACGGGCACUGUGAUCAUUCUGUGUAAAGCCGGCGUUCACGAGAUGGCGGAUCUGCACGCCAUGAUGCUGGGUAAGCCCACCCUUCUCCAGUCCCAGUUCAGACUGACUUACACCAUGAUCCUCAACCUGCUGCGAGUCGAAGCCCUCCGUGUGACCGACAUGAUGAGGAGGAGCUUCUCUGAAAGCCACAGAGAUACUCAGACCCAUGAGAAGAGGAUCAGCCAGCUGAAGCAGAUGUUGUCCGCUAUGCCCUCCGUGGACACAGAGGGCCAGCUCUCUGACCUGUUGCCUUACUACCACACGGUCACCGAGCUGAAGAAAACCACAGAAGCAGUCCAGCACGCUAUUCUGGAGUCUGUGAAUGGACUCAAGGCUCUCUCAGUGGGUCGAGUCAUUGUGGUUAACAACAAACAGCAUCUCAACGCCUUAGGAGUUAUCCUACAGGUGUCCAGUGACUCUGUGAACCGCACCUUCACAGCCCUCAUCAUCUGCGAGAAGGGCAAUGAGGAAGGAAAAGGCAACGACAACGCCGCUCUGCCUCACCUCCACAACACGUCUCUCUUCAUACCUGAAGGCCCCUGCAGCCACACGGUGCAGAAGUUGAAGCUUCAGGACAUCUCAGCCAUCACGGUGAAAACCCUCAAAGUGAUUCCAGAAAGGAUCAUCGAUAAUUACAACAAGAGGCAACAGCCACGAUUCAAGCUUGACCCUCCUGGUCAAGCCAUCUCCACGGCGACACAGGAGCUGCUUCGAUUGGCAGAGGCUAACCCCAGCGGCAUAGCAACCCUUGACCCCGUCAAUGACCUCCAGCUGAAGAGCGUUGAUGUGGUGGAGGCCAACAUGAGGCUCCGUGUGCUGCAAGACAGCCUCAGAGAUUUCAACUGCAUCCACUCACCCAUGUUCGCAGAGCAGUUUGCUCGGAUUAAGGAGAGGAUGAGCCUGCAGGAAGAGCUGGACCAGCUCCUCUUCCUUGUGUCGGACCAGUCUCUGACUCUGCUGCCAGAAUACCACCAGAGGAUCAAGGUCCUUCAGUCCCUCCAGUACAUCGACAGCGGCGGGGCAGUGCAGCUGAAAGGCCGCGUAGCCUGUCAGAUCAGCAGCCACGAGCUGCUGCUGACAGAGCUUCUGUUCGAGAACGUCCUGAGCCCGCUGGCGCCCGAGGAGAGCGCCGCCCUGCUGUCCUGUCUGGUCUUCACUCAGAACACCCAGGUGGAGCCGCACAUCACCAACACGCUGCAGGAGGGCAUCGAGCAGGUGAAGUCGGUGGCUCAGCGCAUCGGAGAGCUGCAGCGGGAGUGUGGGAUACCGCAGACGGCCGAGGAGUUUGUAGGCCAGUUCAAGUUUGGCCUCACAGAGGUGGUUUACUGCUGGGCCAGGGGAAUGCCCUUCGCCGAGAUCGCCCAGCUCACGGACGUCCAGGAGGGCACGGUGGUCCGCUGCAUCCAGCGCCUGGAUGAGGUGCUGAAGGAGGUGAGGCAGGCCGCCCGCAUCGUGGGAGACUCCGUCCUGGGGAGCAAGAUGGAGAAGGCCUCCUUGGCCAUCCGCAGGGACAUUGUCUUCACUGCCUCCCUGUACACCCACUGAAAGGUGGCAGGAGGAGUGCCUGAAGCCAAGUGCUUUCUUUGAGCUGGAGGGGUGAGGGCAAUGGAGAUGUACAGGGAGGAGAUAACUGAGGCAAGAGUGUCUUCACAUGUUUGGAGCUGAAUGUGCCUACAAAACAUGUUGAUGUUUACAUAUAAAUUCUUAGCACGAUGGAGGGACUUGUUUUAAUCAAACAGACCAAAGUGCAGACUGUGAGGUGGGGGUUGGGGGGCUGCAUUGUAAUUUAUUGUACAGUAAUAA